Molecule: messenger RNA, 1099 nt
Organism: Symsagittifera roscoffensis
Lineage: Eukaryota; Metazoa; Xenacoelomorpha; Acoela; Convolutidae
Exons: 2
Coding region: 254-1042 (262 amino acids)
Source: RefSeq, a predicted model, not a curated record
UAAUCAAUCCAGCACAUUCAAAACGCUAAACUGCAUUUCAAGCAUUCCUUUUAUUUAAAUAAUUUGCCUGUGACAUCUUAUGUACCCAAUUUUUCAACUUAAUCCCUUAAAAUUUUCCCAUAAAACGCAAGAUAAUAACGCAACAAUUCUUUUUGACUGGGGAAUAGUGUUACCGAAAUCAAUAUUAUAGUUCGAUAACAUAAUUACGUUAACAUAAUUACGAUAACAUAAUUAAGUUUUGGAUUGAGGGGAAAUGCCACGAACUGCUGAUUGUGAAAAACGAGUAGCCGUCGUAUGUUCCGAGCUCAAUUCUAGUUCGGAUGAGGCGGACGAACUGCAGCUGAUGCAGAGUCUCAAGUUCGAGGAGGGAUUCUGCCAGUGGCUCCCACCCGCCGCCUUCUUUCUGAGAAAACAGCAGCUGCUCAACCAGCACGUGAGCGAAAGUGCCGCCAGUCACGUGCAGUUUGGUCACGCACAACCCAUGUCAGCGACAAACUCGGGAGAAAGUCACGGCACUGCUUUUCUGAUGAAAAACAGACGCGAAACUCCCAAGCCUUACAAGUUUGCACACUUGCGAGACAACUCAAACUAUAUCAAACACUACAGAGAAGAGCACAACUGCAGAACAGUCAAGUUGCACCGGAAAGACAUCGAAAUGUAUAAUCUACUGGCCAAUGACAUGAGUGCAUUCUACGACCGACUGAGACGAAACAAAAACGGAGGCGCCACAAUCAUAAACGGACAAAUAUACUUCCGACAAGACGAAAUAGCAGCUGUGAGUAACAUCAACAACAGCCAAUCAGACGCGAACAAGAACAGCGGGGGGUUGGAGGAGGCUGAGAAUCGAACCGCUGCUGGUGGCGUGGCAGCAUCGGUAUCGCAUUCGAUUCACAAACCGUCUAGUUCGAUUCCACUGCAGAGAACUCGUUCUAUUCCGCAUUAUAAACCGAGAGGCUAUUAUCAGAUGCCGUUUUUUAAUAUAACGGGAAAAGUGCUGAAAAUGAUGCCACGUGAGUUUGAAGACGAGCGAUAUGAAGACUAGAUUGGUCUCACCAACGGAGGACAGCAAUUAUUCGCAUUUGCCACGUCUCAGAAGAAU